AUGGCGGACGAAGAAGAGGACCCUCCUUUUGAAGAAGAUACUGAGGAGGCUGGAGGAGGCCCAGAUGGUGGACAGGGGAAAAGGAAGAGGCUGUUCUCCAAGGAAUUAAGAUGUAUGAUGUAUGGAUUUGGAGAUGACCAGAAUCCUUACACAGAGUCGGUGGAUAUUCUUGAAGACUUGGUUAUAGAAUUCAUCACAGAAAUGACCCACAAAGCAAUGUCAAUUGGACGGCAAGGUCGAGUACAGGUUGAAGAUAUUGUAUUCCUGAUCCGUAAAGACCCAAGGAAGUUUGCUCGUGUGAAGGACUUGUUAACAAUGAAUGAAGAACUGAAACGGGCCAGAAAGGCAUUUGAUGAAGCAAACUAUGGAUCUUAAGGCCUCAUGUUAUGCAGAUGUGGGUGGUAUGUGCAGAAUGGCAUGUUUCAUUUUUCUGACUUGUGUUGUCCUCAAGGAUUCACCAAACAAAGUGAAGUUCUUGCAUUCCCCAUGACAGUGUGGAUAAUUAUAGUACUUUACUAACGGGAACAAAUCUCUGCAGUUUGAAGGUGGGUGGGUGAUGUACCUUCUCUUUCCAAAUAUACCUUAAGUGGCAAUUCUACAGUGGCUUUUAGGUUCUGUGAAAAUUGGAAAACACACCACUCUAGGUUAGUUAAUACCAACAUUGUGAAAAAAUAUCAAUCUUGAUGGUUGUAAACAUCACAGGAACUUACUCCAAAAUGAGGUGCCUCAUUCUAUAAACACAGGAGUGAAAACUAUGGGCAAUUAUGUCAAGAGAUCAGAGCUGCUUGCAGUUUGGCAGUUGAGGCAUAUAUCAUAGGCAGUGUUAUUUGUUUCUCUGAGUAAGUGGAGGAAACACUCUAUUUGUACUUUUCCCCCCAGCUGAGAAUGGCCCAUAACAGGUGCUAGAAGACAAACCAACACUUUGCUUUGCCAAGUGUAAGAAUUGUUUUGUAAAUUGUUCCAGAACUUUGUAACUGGAACAAUUGUGUUUUUUUAGGAUUGUUGUUGUUUUGCUUAGUUACUGUAUAGAUACACAUUGUAUAACUGAUUCAAUUUAUGAAUUGCUUCCCAUAAAUGUUAUUUCACAGUAAAUACUAGUGCUUUGGAAUUAUUAAUGAAUAUGAAUAAACACUUUCACCCAUGCAUCUCUUGUAAUGGGAGAAACCAA
Molecule: messenger RNA, 1168 nt
Organism: Lacerta agilis (Sand lizard)
Lineage: Eukaryota; Metazoa; Chordata; Lepidosauria; Squamata; Lacertidae
Product: transcription initiation factor TFIID subunit 13
Exons: 4
Coding region: 1-375 (124 amino acids)
Biological process (GO): transcription by RNA polymerase II
Cellular component (GO): transcription factor TFIID complex
Molecular function (GO): protein heterodimerization activity
Source: RefSeq, a predicted model, not a curated record